AUGAAUUCAUUCAUUUAUUAUUUGCUCAUCUUCCUUUCGAUCUCUAUUAAACAUGGACACAGUUAUUCAUCUGGUGCUCCACCGAUUGCAUGCGGACCAAUGCUUCCUCAACAUGAUGUUUCUUCUCAAGCAUGUUCAUCGAAGUAUAUAAUUGAAUCGAACACGUUACAAUAUUCUACAAAUGAUACAGUGCAGAUUACUAUUCGUGGUUCAACAAUUUCUAAUACAUUUAGAGGUAUUCUAUUAAUAGCAAAAACAAAAACCAAUCAACAAAUUAUUGGAACUUGGUCAGUACUAGAUUCAACUAUUCAAACACUUAGUUGUGGUGGAAUACCCAAUACUGGCAUCACUCAUAACUCACCCGUGGAUAAAUCAUCGAUACACGCAUCUUGGCAUCCACCAUCAACUAUAACCAACGACCCCAUUGUUAUUAAAGCAACAAUCGUCCAAUCAUUCAAUCAAAUAUACGUUGGUUGUUUUAGUAUUACAUUAACUGCUAAAUCUACUAAUGCAUUAACCACUGUAGCAAGUGGUCAAGAUCAUGUUUUUGUCUGCAAACGUUCAGCUAACGAUAAAAUUUCAGUUGUUCGUGGUAUUAAUCCACUUGGUAAUUCACCAACAGUGUUAGGUGGUACUACGGCAAAUUUGGGUGGUAAAUUAACUCCUACUUUGUUGGCUCUCCGCAAUGGUGUGGCUUAUUGUGAAUUUAAUUUAUCAAAUUUUAGUGCCUCAAAACGCCGACGACGUGCUAUUGCCAAACUAUCUCAAUCUCAACCUUAUAGUACACUUAUAGCUAUUGGAAAUUUAGAUAGAUUCGACAGGAUGAUUAAGCAUACAUCACGUGCAGCACUGCCACGAAUCGUUCGGCUUAACAUAGCAACAGCAAUUGCGUAUAAUUGA
Molecule: messenger RNA, 900 nt
Organism: Rotaria sp. Silwood2
Lineage: Eukaryota; Metazoa; Rotifera; Eurotatoria; Philodinida; Philodinidae
Source: the annotation of a GenBank genome assembly